UAAGAUGUAAUCUCAAAUGCAAAUGACUAGUGCCUUAUUUAAAACACUUGCAACUGAAAAAGCUUCUGAAUGAUGAAUAAAGUACAAGCGCUAAAGACAAGAUUUGAAAAAUUAAAUUCUGAAGUUGUAGAGUCUUUAGAUAUAACACCGAUUAGCGUAAGACGUGAACCAGCAAUUAAAUUCACUCGUUCAGCUACUUGUAUUGACUUCAGAAAUUUUAAAGUGGAAGAAAAUUCAAAGCAAUCCACCAAAACAAUUCAACCAAAAUUCCAGUUCCAGCGUCAAUCGAGUAACUCGAGUAAUUCAUCAAAUAAAAGCAUAAGAAGAUCGCCAGCGUUUCGAUUCGAUGCUCAAGCGCGACCAAGUGUUGUUAAGUCUUUGACAAAAGAAGAUUCAGUGAAGAAGAAAAUUGAAUGCGAAGAGUUGGAAUAUUUAAGCACGUCAGCAACGAUUAAGAAAGCUUUGCUCAAGCCAUUACCCACUGGAUCACCACCUAAGAAACCACCAAGAGUGUUUCAACUGACGGCACUUGAAAGGAAGAAAGAUAUUGUAAAAAUCAGCCCGAAUACAAUUCCAAAGAAAACUUCAAAGAACGAAGAAAAGAAAGCAAUUAGCAGUUUCCUCAGUUGCAUCGUUUCACCUUGCACAAUCGAUCCAAUCUAUUACGAACAAAUUAAAAAAGAACAGAAAGAAGAAACAAUCUAUAUGGAACCUUACGCUCAUUUAAAACAAGAUUUUAGUCCUAAUAAUGGAACACAAGCAAAAGCGCCCGAAGAACUUCAUUACAUGUGUACAGUUUUAGAUUCCAGUUCAUCUGAUAUGAAUGGAAAUGAUACAAAAGAAGAACAAAGAAGAAGACGAUCAUUGGAAUCAUCGGAUAUUGAAGAUUAUGAAAAGAUAAAUCUUCUCUUCAACGUUGUGUACGAUGAGAAACAUCGUGAUAACAUUAUUGAUGAAACAUCACAUUCAUCGAAUGAGUCAACUAAGAGUCCAACACAUCGUGGAGUUUCACGAACAUUGACCGAGAAACGAAAAAAUUAUGUUCGUCGAAUGACUCAAAUUUCGAUAAAUGCGAAUGUUAAUGAUAAAAUUCCCAUGACUUAUGGAAGUUUAAAGCAACUACCAUCAGCAGCAUCUAAAAUAUCGCAAUUUCAAAGUAUUAUCGACUCUAAUAAAGUGAAAGAAUCAAAAAGUGAUGAACGUAGUAAGAUGAACGAUAAACUCUUCGAUAUGGCGUUGUUAGUUGGUUUUGAUGUCACUAAAAUGAGUGCUUAUAUAAAAACAGUUUUUCCAAGGGCUGCAAAACCCCCACCGAUGAUAGAACAAUUCAUUUAUCCAACUGACAAAACGCCGUCAGAUUUAAUGACAAAAGAUAAUCAAAACUUUUCACUCAUCUUAACUAAUGAAUAUGGUGAACAUUUGUAUGGAUAUUGUCGACAAGUUGUGCCUGAAGGCUUUGAGAUUUGCUUACCAUUGACGUAUUGUAUUAUCAGCAGUGUAAAAGCGACAGGAUUUUACUUUAAUGUAUUGAAAGAAAUUGAAGCGCGACACGGUCAACCCGACACGCAAUUCACUUUUCUCCUUCGUCAACUUCAGAAUCAAACAAUUCCAAAGAGUGGAAAAUAUCUUCAUACAAAACUGAUGGAAUCGCCAAUGGCUAAAAAGCUUCCAGAGAUUCCAAAGAAACCUGAUCGCGAAACAAUUCAAAAGUCACAAACACGAUUCAACAAGCGAUUAAGUUUGGAAUCCCCCGAGUGGUUGAAAAUGGAAAAUUCUUCAGAAAUAUCGAAGAAUUCCAUUGAUCUUGGUUUAAUUAAUCGCAGCUUACUCGAUGGAGGAAAACGAAUUGAUGAGAUUUUGAUAAGACGACCAAAUGAUCUUCGAUUGGAAAAUCGUGAGUUGAGCGUUCUCUAUGAAAGCACCACAAGUGAGUUGCUUGUUGUUAUUUUUGGGUCACUUUUAAUUGAAAGAAAAGUAAUUUUGAUUGGGAGAAAUCUUUCGAAAGUUUCAUCAUGUGUCAUGGCGUUGUAUUCGAUUCUUUAUCCGUUCCAGUGGCAACACACAAUCAUCACAAUCACUCCUGAUAAUCUCAGUGAAUUAAUUCAAGCUCCCUUCCCAGUGCUCGCUGGUAUACUCAAAGAUUCUGUAAAUGUAACUUCGCUUGAUAUCGAAGAUGGAAUUGUAGUAGAUCUGGAAACGAAAUCAUUGCUUAGAAAAUGUGGCGAUGAUACAACACUCGUACCUGAAACUUUGAAGAAGUCUUUGAUGUUGUCGCUGAAAAUUGUUGAUGCCUUAGAUCGCGGAAAAAAUUUGUCAAACGUUCUCAUCGCAGAAGCUUUUCUUCAAUUCUUUGUUAAAAUCUUUUCGAAUUUGAGUACAAAAAAUUAUAUCAAAGAAACUUUUAUCGAGUCCCACAGCGAUCAAGCAGUGAAAUUCUUCCUUGAUUGGUUUUUAGAGACAAUAAUGUUUAAGGAAUUUUUUCGAAAAAAAACUGAACAUGAUAAACAGAGAGAUGAAGGCGCGACAGCAUCAAAUUACUUUGAUCUUUUUAACACAAAAGUUCUCGAGAAGUCAGCGACAAUCAGCAAUCAACAACAAAGAAAAAAUGUUGAACUUCUUAUGAAAAACUCACGACAAUUAAACAAGAGACGAAAUUUUAAGGAUAGAAUUAAAGAUUUUCUAACCAGCAGCUAAUUUCGAAUGAAUUUGCCAGAACGAUAUUUCAUAACAUUUCCAUUAACAUUUAAAUAACUUUUCUUCCUCUCUAUCAUCAAUGAAGAAACGUGAAAUUUCCCUCCGUCCCUGUGCAAAUAAAAAUGAAUUAAGACUCUUUCGACUGUUGACUUGAAUUAGAUAGAUAUUAUAAAAAGAAACAUUAAUAAUCAUUUGAUUUUAAAUAGUAUUCGUAGAUAUUUUAAUAAACAUUUCAUUUUUUCUUCUUUUGUGCCUUGGCUUUGAUAUGAGAAUCAAAAAAUAAAAUUAGAAAAUUUAUUAUUCAAAGUUUAUUAGGUAUUUUAAUGAAUUUUUAGAUCAAAUUUGUAAAAGCAAAACUUUAGUUUCAAGGAAAAUUUUCUUUCAAAAGUUUUGCUUGUAGAAAUUUAACUUCAUGAUUUGGCGAAUAUCCGUGGAAAUGGGAAAAAUCUUUAAAUCAGUUUUCACAAUACAUUCUAUUAAUCUUCGCUAAAUCUCCUUCACUUAAACGUCUUCUUUGUCCCAUCAAAUUGUU
Messenger RNA from Clunio marinus, 3226 nucleotides. The record is from the annotation of a GenBank genome assembly. Lineage: Eukaryota; Metazoa; Arthropoda; Insecta; Diptera; Chironomidae.